Messenger RNA from Xyrauchen texanus (razorback sucker), 1618 nucleotides. Its product is annotated as sodium/hydrogen exchanger 9B2. Gene Ontology annotation, biological process: proton transmembrane transport. Lineage: Eukaryota; Metazoa; Chordata; Actinopteri; Cypriniformes; Catostomidae. The record is from RefSeq and is a predicted model, not a curated record. The coding region runs from base 40 to 1530 and encodes 496 amino acids. Gene Ontology annotation, cellular component: membrane. The transcript is spliced from 12 exons. Gene Ontology annotation, molecular function: antiporter activity.
GGUCAAAGUCUUACAGUCGCAGGAACAUCCAGAAGAAUCAUGGGUGAAAGAACACAACAAACAGACACUUAUGAGCAAACAGAAUCCAAAUCAGCAGGUUUCUGUUCUAAACUCCAGCGCUGCCCAAAACCACACGGAUUUAUUGCCUCAGUCAUUACAAAAGGUGUGUUGCGGCUGCUGUUGUUCGGGGUGGUGUGGGCUGUGACGGGUCCAGCAUGUUUACCGGGUCAGAAUCUCUUUGGGUUGGUGGUUCUGUUCCUGUCUGCUGUGUGUGGAGGAGAACUCAUCAGUGUGUUCAGACGAAACAACACUCCUGCAAUACCUCCACUACUGGGUAUGCUGCUGGCAGGUGUUGUGUUGCGGAAUGUUCCGUACAUCACAGACAGUGUGUUUAUCGAUCAGAAAUGGUCUUCAGCUCUUAGAAACAUCGCACUCACUGUGAUCCUGACCAGAGCUGGACUGGGACUCAACGCUGCUGCCCUGCGGCGUUUGAAGUCUGUGUGUAUGAGGGUUGCUGUGGGACCGUGUAUUGUGGAGGCCUGUACAGUGGCUUUAGUGGGUCAUUUUUUGCUGGACUUUCCCUGGAUAUGGGCCUUCAUGCUUGGUUUUGUUUUAGCAGCUGUCUCUCCAGCUGUAGUCGUUCCAUCGAUGUUGUUGCUUCAGUCUGACGGUUUCGGCGUUCAGAAAGGAAUUCCCACACUGCUCAUGGCCGCCGGGAGUUUUGAUGAUAUUCUGGCAAUCACUGGAUUCACAACCUGCCUGGGCGUGGCCUUCGGGACAGGCUCGACGUGGAUGAAUGUUGUUAAAGGAGUUCUGGAGGUGCUGAUAGGAGUUGUUGCAGGAGCCGCUGGAGGAGUUCUGAUGCACUUCAUCCCCAGUGAGGAGCAGUCAGAUGUGGUGCUGCAGCGUGUGUGUGUACUGUUGGGUCUGUGUGUGUUCAGUGUGUUCGGGGGUCACGCCGCUGGUCUCGGGGGGGCUGGUGGUCUCUGUACACUCGUCAUGUCCUUCAUCGCUGGAAUCAGCUGGUCUGAACAGAAGGCUCCAGUGGCUGCAGUGGUGGGCAGGAUAUGGAAUGUGUUUCAGCCGCUCUUGUUUGGUUUGAUCGGAGCAGAAAUCAACAUUUCGUCUCUCAGUGUUUACACCGUUGGAUUGGGUGUGGCAACUCUGUGUGUGGGGUUGUUGGUUCGAGUGUUGGUGACGUUCACAGUUGUUCUGUAUGCUGGUUUUAAUCUGAAGGAGAAGAUCUUUAUAUCUCUGGCUUGGAUGCCUAAAGCCACCGUACAAGCGGCUCUAGGCUCGACAGCGUUGGAUAUGGCUCGUAGUGCUGGAGACAAGCAGAUGCAGUAUUAUGGGAUGGAUGUGUUGACGGUGGCAGUUCUGGCGAUUCUAAUCACGGCGCCGAUUGGAGCGCUCGCUAUGAGCCUUACCGGACCCAGACUACUGCAGCAACACACACCCAUACAACACACACAGGAUCAGUCUGCGUGUGUGAGCACUCGUGAAGUUGACGGGCUGGAGACCAAACUCUGAAACACAAACAUCUCAGUAUUUACUCUAAAAUACAGCUUACACAUACAUCCACAUGUGUUUAAAACUGACGAGAUGUUCAGUACAAUAA